AUGGAAGAUAAAGAAGAUAGAGAAAAAAGAAGUGGUGAUAGAGAUAAAGAUAGAGAUAGAGAUCGUGAUAGAGAUAGAGAUCAUUAUAGUGGUAGUAGUAGUAGUAGUAGCAGUAGUAGUAGAAGAGAUAGAGAUAGAGAUAGGGAUAGAGACAGAGAUAGGGAUAGAGAUAGGGAUAGGGAUCGUGGUGGUGGUGAUCGUGAUAGAGACAGAGAUAGAGAUAGAGAUCGUGAUAGAGACAGAGAUAGAGAUCGUGAUAGAGACAGAGAUAGAGAUCGUAGUAGUGAAAGAAAUAGAGGAGGAGGUGAUUAUUCAAGUAGAAAAAGAAGUAGAUCUCCAAGUGCUCGUUCAAGCACAAGAAGUGAUCCAUUCACAACUACACCAACAUCUAGAAAAUCAUCACUCUGGGACAGACAACCCGACCCAAAUGAAGUCAACCAACAAUCACCAACUCACCAACAACAACAACCACAACCACCACCACACCAACAACAACCACCACAUCAACAUCACCAACAACAUUACCAACAACAACAACAACAACAACAACAACAGGGAGGAGGAGGGUUCCAACAAGGAGGAGGAUUCCAACAGGGUGGGGGAGGAUUCCACCAAGGAGGAUUCCAAAACAACAACAACAAUAAUAAUAAUAAUAAUUUUAAUAAUAAUAAUAAUGGCGGAUUUAACCCAAUGUUUCAACAGAAUCAAAUGUUUAUGCAGCAACAGCAAUUACAACAACAGCAACAAUUACAACAACAGCAGCAACAAAAUAAUCAAGAGACACCACAAAAAAAACAAAGUAGAAGAAUUUAUGUUGGUAAUAUUCCACCAGGUAUAUCAGAUUCAGAGUUGAUGGAAUUUUUUAAUGCAGCUGUAUUGGCAGCAAAUUUAAAUACAAAACCUGGACCACCAGUGGUGUUUUGUCAAAUUAACGCACCUAAAUGCUUUGCAUUUAUAGAGUUUAGGUCACCAGAGGAGGCGACAAAUGCAAUGAGAUUCGAUGGUAUUUCAUUAAAGAAUUUCACAUUGAAAAUUCGUAGACCAAAGGAUUAUCAAUCGACAUCUGAUAACACUGGUGGCAAUGCGUCAUUGUUACCAUCGAUUGUGCCAACCAAUGUACCAGAUAGUGAGAAUAAAAUCUAUGUCGGUGGUUUACCAUCGAAUUUAUCAGAGGAACAAGUUAAAUCAUUAUUAUCAGCAUAUGGUAAACUAAAAGCAUUCAAUUUGGUAAAGGAUACCAAUACUGGUGUAAGUAAAGGUUUUGCAUUUUGUGAAUAUCAAGAUUCUGAAGUAACUGAUGUGGCAUGUUCAAAAUUGAAUGGUAUACCAUUAGCUGAUAAAACAUUGGUUGUACAACGUGCAAGUAUUGGUUCAAAACCACCUGGAGACGCAUCUAAAGGUGGUGAUGUUACACAACAACAGCAUCAACAACAACAGCAACAACAAUCAACAAGCAAUGGUAGUGGUUCAAUGGUUUUACCCCAUUUAACUGGUGCGAAUAGUAGUUUAAUGGAGGAUCAAGGUGGUGGUGGUGAUAGUUUACCAAAUGGCGUUGAUCCAACAAUUGCUGGAUUAUUAAAUUUAAAUAUACCGGUUGCUCAAACAUUAAGUAUAAUAAGAACAAAUCUUUUAAAUAGUAGUGUAAGUGGUGGUGGUGGUACAACAAAUGGUACGAUUACACCUGACAACAAUACGAAACCAUCUUGUGUCAUUCAAAUUUUAAACCUCGUCGAUAGAGAGGACAUUUUUGAUGAUAAAGAAUAUGAUAAUAUAUUAAUCGAUGUAAAAGAAGAAUGUGAACAAUUUGGUGAAGUGCAAUCAAUUUGGUUACCUUUACCAUCUAAAAAUCCAUUAGAAGUCACAAGAGUUUAUGUUGAAUUUUCUCAAGUAGAAUUUGCUCAAAAAGCUUGUUUAGCCUUAGGUGGUAGAAAAUAUAAUGGUAGAGUACUUUUCUCUGCAUAUUAUCCUGAAGAUUUAUUUUUUAAAAAUUCACAACAACAACAACAACAAUCAUAA
Messenger RNA from Dictyostelium discoideum AX4, 2016 nucleotides. RefSeq names its product RNA-binding region RNP-1 domain-containing protein (gene u2af2). The transcript has a single exon. Gene Ontology annotation, biological process: mRNA processing. The coding region runs from base 1 to 2016 and encodes 671 amino acids. Gene Ontology annotation, molecular function: nucleic acid binding; RNA binding. The record is from RefSeq and is a predicted model, not a curated record. NCBI's taxonomy places the organism in Eukaryota, Evosea, Eumycetozoa, Dictyosteliales, Dictyosteliaceae. Gene Ontology annotation, cellular component: nucleus.